UGAGCAUGGCUUUUAGUUUCACAGUGCAGCUGAUAUUCAAACAUUGAGUUCACUUCUAUGAUAAACCUCCCAUACGCAAGUAUAGCCAUUUCUAUGACCUUUUUUUGCUUCACAAUGUUAUUGGUAUGAAAGGGAUGAGAGAAGACUUUCACCCCAUGGAUUCCCAAACAUGUCUAAUGGAUAUCGUACACUGUCUCAGCAUCUCAAUGACCUGAAGAAGGAGAACUUCAGCCUUAAGUUGCGCAUCUACUUCUUGGAGGACCACAUCCAGCAAAAGUAUGAAGACAAUAGAGAGGACAUCUACAGAAAGAACAUUGAGCUAAAAGUGGAAGUGGAGAGCCUGAAGCAAGAGCUCCAGGAGAAGCAGCAAAGUUUAGAUAAAGCAUGGACAGAAGCAGAGAACCAGAGCAAUAAAGAUGAAGCCAAGAUCUGUCAUCAACCAAAGAAUAAGAUUGUCUGUGAGAACCUGGGGAAAAAAAACCAGACACUACAUGAGCAGCUCCAAGAAAAAGUUAAUGAAAUGGAUUUUGAACUGAAAUCUGUCCAGCAUACAUCCAAGAAACAGGAUCACAUAACCCAGAAACUGAAAGAGACGUUGAAGAGCAAGGAAAAUGAGAAAAGGACCAGCCACUUUCUAGAGACAGCGUUGCAAGAAGAACAACUACAAAAAGAAGCAGCUUGGAGACAUAAUAAGGAAUUCUUUGCUACUCUUCAGCAGUUAAAAACAAAUCUACAGAACAAGAACAUGCAAUGUUAUACUUUAGAAAAGGGAACAUUGUUGAGGCUGCACAGACAAGACCAGAAAAUUAAGGAUUUGACAUACAGUCUAGCUUGCAAAGAACAGCUUCUACAGGAAUCUAAGGAUCUCUUUGCGUAUUAUCAGGAUUUGGACAAAAAUUCUACAAUAGCUGAUAAAAUGGUACAGAAAUUGCAGCAACUAAUUAAAGACAAAGAUGCUGCCCUGGAGCAAGCAAUAGGGGAGAAGUUCUCUGCACUUGAAGAUAAAGAACAGGAAAUGAACCAGCUUUAUUUGUCCAUAAAAGAACAAAAUCGUGAUCUGAAAGGUCUACACCAAGUUAUUUCCGGCAACAAAGCUACUAUCCAGUGUCUAGAGAGCUUGCUGAAAGCCAAGGACCUGGAACUGGAGAAGCUGUUAGCAGCAAACCAGAAUUUGCAAUGGCUGAUCAAGAAUAUAGAAGCAAAAUCUCAGAAGUGGCAAUCUGAACAAGAAGGAUUUAUCCAGAAGCUUCAUGACAGAAACAAAGAAGUAGAGACCCUUUCAGCAACACUGCUCUGCAAUCUGGAGCCUGGACAAAGGGACAUCGUGGAAGCCCUGCACCUUCACCUUCAGCAAAAAGAUCAGAUCAUAAAAGAAUUCCUAAGGGACAAGAGCCGGCAAGUUGUAGACCCAGUGGUUGAGCUUGAGGAGUUACUUCAAGCAUGGAAUACUAGAGAACAGCAAAGUUAUAUAUAUUCCAAGAAGAUUGCACAGGUUCUUCUAGAGAAGAAUUCUGAGCUGCUAAUCCUGAAUCAGCAACUGAUUAGCCAAAUUCUUCAUCAGAAGAUGGAGUCUUCUAUUGUUCAGUUUGUACAACAAGAGGGCUCUACUGAAGCACCAAGGCAAGAAGAUUUUAGCAUGAACAUCCCAGCCAUGAUUUCUAACAGAGAUAGCAGUAAACCCAGGAGGGAUAAAGAUGAUUUGCAAACAACUGCUAGACUUGAGAGGGAACUUACUAAAGCAAAAGAGAAACUUGAAUUGUUGACACAAAAAGAAAGAGAAAGCACGGUGAAACUCUCUGCUCUUCAGUCUGUGGUGGCUUCCCAAGAGGAGGAGCUGCAAGUUCAAUCCUCUGAUAUUGAAUCUCUUACUAGAAGUACCCAGAUCAAAGAAGAACUAAUUAAGGACUUGCAGAUGCAAUUGAUUGACCCUGAAGAAAUACCAGCAAUUGAACGACUUACUCAAGAAGUUUUGAUGCUUCAGGAAAAGGUAGCAAAAAUGAAAUCACAGGGACAGGAAGCCAUAGGAAACAAGAGGCAGCAGUUACUGGUGAUGUUGGAGGGCGUAAUAGCAGAGAAGAAGAAGCUGAAUGAAACUCUGAAAGUAGAAAAGCAACUCUAUUGCAGUUUGGUGAAGUGUCAUGCUCAUCCUGACAGACAAGAACAGAUCCUUCAACUAGAACUAGAAAAGAUCCAGGCACUCAGUGGACAGCUAGAAGAGGUCCUUGGAAGAAGCCAGGAGCGCCUGAGCAGACUGGAAUCAUUGGACAUCAUAGGAGAUCUAACUACAGCUGAUGAUACUAAAGAUACCAGCACUGAGUUUACAGAUAGUAUUGAAGAGGAAGUACAGCAUUGUUCUCACCUACAGAAUGUUAAAGGAGAUAUUGAUGAUAGUUUGAUGAGCCAUUCCAGUUAUCCUGCUCUACUGACUUUGAAAAGCGAAGGCAACCAGCAAGUGAUGCUGCAGUCUCCAAAAUCUAUGGUUCAGCAUGUUCUAGAAGAGAAAAGGAAACUGGAAGAAGAACUACAAGUCUUUAAAGAGCAGAUUGAGGAAGCUGGGUUUUCUUCGAUAUCUCAGCUAAGGAAGGCCCUGCUUAGUCUUUGUCUCGAGAAUGCAGAACUCAAGGAACAAAUUGGAGAAGCAAAGUUGUCAGAGAUUUGGGAGAAAGAGGAUGAAAAGGAAGAUAAAGAGGACUUGAGGAGGGAUAUCAAGAAACUGCAAGAGAAACUGCACACUUCAGAGAUUGUGAUUGGCCUCCUUAAAGAACAAUUGAAUCUAAAAAACCAAGGAUGCAAAGGCACCAUCAUUCACCAGAUGACAGCUAGCACAGCUCUGAUUAAUGAGCAAGAGCAGUGCACUUGCCAAGCUCACCAUGACCAUUCACCAUUGUUGCACUGCCCACCCAAUCAAAUUAUGGGCAGCCCAGAAGAAACCCAGGCUGAAGAAGGCAGAGUAUCAAGUGGUUUUGUCCAGAAGUCCAAACAACCCCAAUGCAGGCAACAGUGUCACAAAUUACAAGACAGACUCUUGGUGUCAGAAGCCAUCAUCCAGGCACAGAUAGCCCAGCUCAAACAAUUAAAAGCCCUACUCAGUGAACCUAUGGUACAGCAUGAUAACAAGCAGAUGCAGGUGGAUAUUCAAGACCUGGGCUAUGAAACCUGUGGGAGAAGUGAAAAUGAGGCUGACAGGGACGAAGCUACAAGCCCUGAAUGCAGAGAUCAUGAUGAGCAACUAAACUUUUGGAAGAAAUCACUGGAGUCCCCUCUAAACAGACAGGCGAAACAGGAAGCAUUCCUGGGUGUCAGCCAAGUUGAUGAUGCUCCAGUUCUCUGCCAGCAUAUUCAGGCCCUCCAGAUGCAAUUGCAAAGUUUCCACGAAGUUAUUCAGAACUUACAAAGUUGUGUGCAUUCUGUAUCCACUACCAGUGACUAUGGUUCUGUGAGAGAUCAGCCACUCCAACUGAAGCAAGGCUACACUCUGGGCAAUUCACCUUCCCACAGUAUGAUUGAUGAAGAUGAAGGCUGGCAAUUUGAUAGCUUUGGAACUUUCUGCCCACCAAAUCUCCAGCCCAACAAAGAUUUGGCCAGACUUAUACAGAGAGUGUCCCUGUUGGAAGCUCAGCUGAAUGAGACUAAGCCAAAGGAAUUUUUGCCAGAGGAAUUGAAAUGUACAGCCUCGUUGGGGAAAUAUGACUCAUUAGUCCAAACUCAGGCUCGGGAGCUCUCCCAUCUGCGCCAGCUGAUGCGAGAGGGACAAGGGGUGUCUCAUAUGCUAAACAAAUACUUCAAAGACACCAUCAAAUCCUUUGAAGAGCUUCUACGAGGCACUGACAUUGACUACUACUUGGGUCAGAGCUUCCGUGAGCAACUUGCAGAAGGGGACCAAUUGGCAGACCAAUUGGCCAGAAAACUGAACCAGGGGAAUGAUCUAAACAUGGAGGAUAAAACAAGUCAUGAAUUGCUUAUGAGGAUAAACAAGGAGCUCCAGAAAGAACAAUCCAUCAAGAUUCUCCAAGCAAAACUGCAAGGGCGCUCAGUGACCCCUUCCAGUAGCCAUAUUAUCUCUGAGUCACCCUGCUCUCAUAGCAACAUCUCCUUCCUCUCUGAUGGCCCAGAGGUCUGCUCUGAUGUUGAUGCCUUUAGUGAAAAUAAUAUAAGUGAAGGCCAAGUCUACAGUGUUCUAAACAAAGUUCAAUUUUUCUGAAAUGCUAAGAGAGGGAGCAGACAUCAUUUCCAAGCAAGCCUUUCUUCUCUAGACCCAAAAUUUACCAUACGUAAGUGAUAUCCAAUGGUUUUGUGUAUUAGCUUUCCAGCAUGGACUGGGGGAGAUACAAAAGGGUUGGGAAUAGGUGCAUUAUACAUAAUGAUCAUUAUAAAGAGAAUUAGGUUUGAAAAAUAUGACAAGAUGCAGCAUGGAGGAUGCAGGUCCCCAAACCCUCGUUUCUCUUGCAUAGUUAUUCUAUUU
This is a messenger RNA of Protobothrops mucrosquamatus (brown spotted pit viper), 4462 nucleotides long. RefSeq names its product phosphodiesterase 4D interacting protein (gene PDE4DIP). Lineage: Eukaryota; Metazoa; Chordata; Lepidosauria; Squamata; Viperidae. Gene Ontology annotation, cellular component: microtubule organizing center. The record is from RefSeq and is a predicted model, not a curated record.